This is a messenger RNA of Chinchilla lanigera (long-tailed chinchilla), 966 nucleotides long. Its product is annotated as olfactory receptor 52D1-like. The record is from RefSeq and is a predicted model, not a curated record. The coding region runs from base 1 to 966 and encodes 321 amino acids. Gene Ontology annotation, cellular component: membrane. Gene Ontology annotation, biological process: G protein-coupled receptor signaling pathway. Lineage: Eukaryota; Metazoa; Chordata; Mammalia; Rodentia; Chinchillidae. Gene Ontology annotation, molecular function: olfactory receptor activity; G protein-coupled receptor activity. The transcript has 3 exons.
AUGAAUGAUGUCGUGAGUUUGAUUCCUGUCUACAAUAAAACUGAUGUGCAUUUACCAACCUUCAUUCUCAUUGGCAUUCCUGGGUUGGAGGCUGCCCACACCUGGAUCUCCAUCCCCUUUUGUGUGGUCUACCUUUUAGACCUACUGGGAAACUGUUCACUUCUCUUUACCAUCAAGACAGACGCCAGCCUCCAGGAGCCAAUGUACCUCUUCCUCUGCAUGCUGGCUGUGGCUGACCUUGUUGUGUGCACUACAGCUGUCCCCAAACUUCUCAGCCUUUUCUGGUUUCAUGAUGGAGAGAUUCGCUUGGAAGCCUGCCUCACUCAAGUGUUCCUCAUUCACUCUUGCUCCACCAUGGAGUCUGGCUUCUUCUUGGCUAUGGCUUUUGACCAUUAUGUAGCCAUUUGUAAUCCAUUAAGACACUCAACCAUUCUGACACACCCUGUAGUUGGAGGAAUGGGCCUUGCUAUUGUGCUCCGGGGCACAGCGCUCCUCAGUCCUCAUCCUUUCCUGCUGCGCUGGCUGCCCUACUGCAGAACCAACAUAAUUUCCCACACCUACUGCGAGUUCAUGGCCCUCAUCAAGCUUGCCUGUGCUGAUACGAGAAUCCGCAGAGCCUACAGCCUCAUUGUUGCCUUUCUCACUGGGGGGGUGGACUUCAUACUGAUCCUGUGUUCUUUUGUUCUCAUACUACACACGGUCUUCCGCCUCCCUUCCAAGGAUGCCAGACUCAAGACCUUGGGCACCUGUGUCUCCCAUGUCUGUGUCAUCUUAGUGUCCUACACUCCAGCCUUCUUCUCUUUUCUCACGCACAGGUUUGGACAGCGAGUGGCUCCCCACACCCACAUAUUUGUGGCCAAUAUCUACCUUCUUGUCCCACCCAUGGUGAACCCCAUUAUUUAUGGAGUGAGGACCAAGAGAAUAAGAGACAGGUUUCUUAAAUUUUUCUCUUUUUCAAAGCCCUAA